Gymnodraco acuticeps is the source of this 1193-nucleotide messenger RNA. Its product is annotated as arrestin domain-containing protein 3-like. Gene Ontology annotation, cellular component: plasma membrane; cytoplasm. Gene Ontology annotation, biological process: protein transport. Bases 1 to 1149 code for a protein of 382 amino acids. The transcript is spliced from 8 exons. NCBI's taxonomy places the organism in Eukaryota, Metazoa, Chordata, Actinopteri, Perciformes, Bathydraconidae. The record is from RefSeq and is a predicted model, not a curated record.
AUGUUAACAGUGAAGAGCCUCACCGUCAACUACAACCCCGCAAAUAAUGAACAAAACACCUUUACUAGUGGCGACUGUGUUUCAGGUGAGGUCACGCUAGAAGUGACCAAAGAACAUACCAAGUGUCUAUCAAUUCAGUUCAAGGGGAAAGCAGAUGUGAUGUGGAGCGAGCGUCACGGACAAACUACUGUCGUCUACCACUCCAAGGACAAGUACUUCAGCAUCAAACACUUCUUCGUCGGAGAAAAAAAAGAUAACGGAGGGGACAAUGAAACACUUCUGACAAACAACAUUGGGAAAACAUACGUCAAUGUUGUUGCUCCAGGAUGCCAUAUUUACCCAUUCACCUUUCAGAUCCCUUUCCAGGAUAUGCCUUCCUCCUUCAAAGGCUCCUGUGGUAAAAUCUUGUACUCGCUGAAUGCCAAGCUGAGCAGAUCAGUGAGGGCUCCAACUACAGAUUCAAUCAACAUCAACUAUGUUACGAAUGCAGACCUGAACCGUGACCCUGGGCUGAUGGAACCACAGCAUGAGUCUAAGGAUAAGAAAAUGAAGUUUUUCAACUCAGGAACAGUAGCCAUGGAUGUGAAUCUUGAAAAGACAGGUUUCUUCCAAGGAGAAGGACUAAAGGUUAUGGCCUGCAUUCAAAACAACUCAUCUCGCGAGAUCAAGCCCAAGUACUGUGUAUACAGAGAGCAUAGCUUCUUUGCACAAGGAAACAGAAGAGUUUCAACUAAAGACUUGUAUAAAGAGGUGGGAGAGCCCAUCGCUCCGUCUUCUAACCAAAAUGUCACAAGAGUCCUCUCCAUCCCACUCGAUGUGGAGCCGUCCAUCCUCAACUGCAGCAUCCUCAAAGCAGAGCACAGACUCAGGGUCUACCUUGAUGUCAAAUAUGCUUCAGACCCAGUGAUCAAAUUCCCCAUAGUCAUCCUGCCGGCCCCUAAGGUUCCUGGUGUGGAGGCGCCCCCACUCGCUGCUUCUGGUUUUGGAUUUGAACCAUUUGGAAACACCUACCCACCAGCCUGGGGAAUGGUCCCUCCACAACCACCAUCAGCACCCCAACUCUCAGAUCCCCAACCCUCAGACCCCCCUCCUGCCUAUGGAACAAGUGGAACCUACCCUUCUUUGAUGGAUUCAGGCAAUAAAUACUAGGGAUUGGACCGUGAAGAAGCGUGGACAUUUAAAGGAAAAUGAAA